Molecule: messenger RNA, 674 nt
Organism: Pristis pectinata (smalltooth sawfish)
Lineage: Eukaryota; Metazoa; Chordata; Chondrichthyes; Rhinopristiformes; Pristidae
Gene: dap
Product: death-associated protein
Exons: 4
Coding region: 133-453 (106 amino acids)
Biological process (GO): negative regulation of autophagy; cellular response to amino acid starvation; apoptotic signaling pathway
Molecular function (GO): death domain binding
Source: RefSeq, a predicted model, not a curated record
GAAAGAAGGGAAUGGGGAAGAGGUGGGCGCCUCUGCGCAUGCUCGGCUGGUGCUGUCGGGCCGCUGUGUUUGUGGAGCCACGUUGCCACUUUGUAGCAGAGCGAUCGACUGCGGACUAGCGAAGGGGCGAGGAUGUCUUCCCCUCCCAAGGAGAAGGUGGAAACCAAAGCGGGCCACCCUCCUGCUGUCAAGGCAGGAGGUAUGCGCAUUGUGAAGAAACAUCAAGGCUCUGCGACCCAAUCUUCUGCUGAGAAAGAUAAAGAGAGCGAAGAAUGGGAAAGCAACAGCCCUAAACCAACUGUACCAAUAAUUAUCUCUGGUGCUUUAGCAAGGGGGGAUAAAGACUUUCCUCCAGCUGCCGCACAAGUUGCCCACCAGAAGCCUUAUCCAUCAGUGGAGAAACUGCCUGUUUCACAUCAGAUCAAUCAUUCCAUCCACCAGCCCCGCAAGUGAAGAGCCCAACCGCUUGAAAUGAAUGUACAGAUAUUGGUGCAGAUCAGUAAUCCUAUGGGAGAUAUCAAACCAUUAACCAGUCUUCUAAUGUGUCAGAUAUUUGGAGCAAUUUCUUUUCUCUUUAGAAACAGAUUCAUGAUUUUAAAUUUUGUAAACUUUGUCAAAACAUGUUUGGAAAUUAAUUAGCCAUUUUUUAAUUAAAUUGAUACCUGGGAUAAUAA